AUGACUUCUCAAUUAAAUUCUGAGCAAUUAAUCGUAUUGGUUUCUGGUGGAGGUCCAGUUGGUAUGACAUUUGCUUUAUCGUUAUCAACAAUGAUGAAAACUCAUGCGAAAAUCUAUGUUUAUGAAGGACGUUGGUAUGUUGAUGGUGAUGGAAAAAUGAAAUGGCAAGGUGAAGAACAAGGUCGUAAUCGACGAGAUCAAGUUGUUACUCUACAAGAUCAUGUUAUUCAUCAAUUACCUACAUUUAUACAAGUUGGACUUUUUGCUAACAUCAAUGAACGUGUAUGGCCAACAUCAAGAAAUAUUCCUAUUCGUGAAGUUGAAGAUCGAUUAUUAGUCUUAGCUGAACCAUUUGUUGAAAGUGGACAAAUUGUAUUAGUACCUGAAAAUUUAAACGAAAAAAGUGAUCGUCUUUUAAAUGGUCAAUUUGAUGUUUUAAUCGGUAGUGAUGGUGUUGGUUCUUUUGUUCGUAAUUAUUGUAAGAUUGAUUUACAUCGUGCAGCGAAUGAAUAUGCUUGUGGUGUUGCUUAUAAUAUACCAAUUGAAGUUUCUUCAGAUGAAGAACCUCUUCAUCAAGCUCUUAAUUGUAUUCUUACUAUUGGUCAAACUCGAUAUUUAGUUAAUUCUUCAACUAGUCGACGUGGAUAUUUGAAUGUUCGUUUAACUUCUGAUGAAUAUAAUGAAUUACAAGAACACUUGAAAAGAAAUGAACGCAAUGAACGAGUGAAUCUUUUGAAUUUUGACAAAUAUCCUAAUUCACCUGUCUGGACUAUAAUAAGACAAGGUCUCGAUUAUUUUAAAAUUCCUCAAAAAUUUGUUUUUCGAGUUCUACCCAUCGAAAUCAAUGUUCAACAUGCAACAUCAGUCGUAAAAGAAUUUGAAUUUCCAUUAAAUAAUGAUACAAAAACAACUAAGAAGAUUCCAGUAUGUCUUGCUGGUGAUGCAGCUAUGGCUGUUCAUUUUUGGCCUGGAAGAGGAAUGAAUUCCGGUAUGAAAGCUGCAAUGGCUCUAUCUCGAAACAUUGCUCGUCUAUUUAUUCAACAAGAUUCUUCACGAAUUCAAAUUCGUAAACCUCUUACUUAUUUCGAUUUUCUUGAUUAUGAAGAUUUUAUGCUUCGUCUUCGUCAACGAGAACAACAUGGUCGUUCUCUACGUAUAACAAAUAAUCCUAUCGAUGAGAGUGUUCACGUGGCUAAUACCUUUUCUAAUUUAAACGGUAGUUAUGAAUAUUAUGUUGGUACACUCAAAGAAAAAUUGCAAAGUAUCCGUGCACUUUUACAAAAUCGUCCAGAUUGGCCACAUCGACAUAGAUUGAUUAGUGAUGAAGAAAUUCAAUCUGCGUCCAAUAGAAUAUCAGCUAAUGCUGUUGCACAACUUUCUCUUGCUAAUCCGUGGCCAACACGAGAAAUGGCUGGAGCUGAAGUACUUCUUGAAGAUUAUUUUCCAUUGGAACAAAAGACAUGGUUACCUCUUCCUUCAACUGUUACAUGGAUUGUACCAAAUCAUGUACAACAAUCUGUGGCUCGUAACAAGAUAACAACAACAGAUGAGCCAAUCCCAUUCAUUCCGAUUGAUUAUAUAGUUCGACCUUCUGAUCCUAUUUAUGCAAUAUGGUGUACAGAAAUAGGUGGUGAGAGUUUUCCAGUUACCCCAGGUUAUCAAAUCGGACAAUUUCCUCCUGAUGAAGGACCAGAAAAUAUAUUUGAUUUAAAUAAUCAAACGAAAUAUUUUUGUUAUGGUAAAUAUGCUACUGAUCAUUAUUUUGAUGAGAAAGCAUGGUUUCGGGCAGGUUUCUUUGUCACUCCUAGUCGUGGUAUUACUUGUGCACUUGGAUUUUACUUUUGUACAGCAAAUGAUUUUCCAGAACGUGAUCCAAUGAUGAUAACCAUCGAAGGAAGUAAUGAAACUGAUCCAAUGAUUGGAUCAAAUUGGACUCUCAUUUAUAAUGGAUCCUCUGGUCUUGAAAUCGAUCCAGGUAGAAAUUCAUGUGGAAUAGAACAACAUAUUCUAAAUGAUAAAUGGUUUUCAACUUAUCGAAUAUUAGUCACGAAAACACGUGAUGAAAGUGAUGGUGCUCAAUAUAGUCAAUUUUAUUUUUUUGGUCAUUAA
This is a messenger RNA of Adineta steineri, 2109 nucleotides long. NCBI's taxonomy places the organism in Eukaryota, Metazoa, Rotifera, Eurotatoria, Adinetida, Adinetidae. The record is from the annotation of a GenBank genome assembly.